AUGUUUGCACUUCUUGCUAUUCGUAGGACUCCAAGGGUGUCCUCUAACUACAUUCCAGUGUUGACGCCAUAUUUUCCAGGGAUGAUGAACAGGACCAUACAAUCUAUUAAAUGGUAUGCUAAACAAAAAAAUGAAGAGUCUUCAGAUAACAGUAACAUUUUUACGCCAUACCUUCCAACAUUGCGUUUUUCAAAUGCUGAAAAAUCAACAGAUGAAGAUAACUUGGGUGGUUUAACCUUUUUUGUACAAAGAAAAUUAAGGGAAUUAAUGGGCAGAAACGCAGAAGAUGAUGGAACAGAUGAUGAAAACCCUGCAGCAUUUGGAUUAUAUAGAGAGCUUCAGAAAUUAAUUGGCCUACGCAAUGGGGAAGAAAAAGUCGCAAAAAGGAGACCACGUUAUCAUUAUCGUUUCCCAAUCAACAGAGAUCUCUAUCUUCACUGGCUGAAGCAUAUGAACAGGCAACGUCUUUCGAAGGGCCAAGUUGCUCCGAAGAGAUAUGCUGCGCCAAGAAUCGCACCAAAGAGAGUUCUUGUUCCAAAGAAAUAA
This is a messenger RNA of Trichomonas vaginalis G3, 546 nucleotides long. RefSeq lists its product as uncharacterized. Lineage: Eukaryota; Parabasalia; Trichomonadida; Trichomonadidae. The record is from RefSeq and is a predicted model, not a curated record. The transcript has a single exon. Bases 1 to 546 code for a protein of 181 amino acids.